Molecule: messenger RNA, 910 nt
Organism: Mizuhopecten yessoensis (Yesso scallop)
Lineage: Eukaryota; Metazoa; Mollusca; Bivalvia; Pectinida; Pectinidae
Product: complement C1q tumor necrosis factor-related protein 6-like
Exons: 3
Coding region: 46-855 (269 amino acids)
Molecular function (GO): protein binding
Source: RefSeq, a predicted model, not a curated record
GUCAACUGGUAAAACUGGUGACACGUCAAGGAAACAGCAAACAAGAUGGUUUGGUUUUCUUUAACCAUUAUUAUUUUAUUGUCAACAAAGUUGAUACAGGCGACACCUCCCGGUAACAGGGAUGACCUCCAGGAUCAAGAGAUAACCGAACUUAAGAAGAUGAUGGUGUUACAGUCAGAGUUGAUCCAAUCACAGGCAGAGAUGUUACAGGAGUAUGGAAAACGAAUAGCUUCACUGGAAAAAGAAAACAGUGACCUUGUCAAACGCACAGAGAAGUUUCACACCGCUAAUGAAAUAAUGGAAUCUAGACAAAGCCAUCUGAAGCAAGUGGACUUGGACACCCGCCCUGAGGUGAAUGUUCACGUCAAUACCGGACAAUCGAUAGAAGAGAUCGAGGAUCAGGAGAACGGCCAACUUCAGUCACCAGGAAAUCAAGAUAAUCUCACCGCUGUUGGAUUUUACUGUAGACUUCAGUCCCCAAACAAUUUGCUACUUGGACAACAUCAGACUGUUGAGUUUGACGACGUUGUAACGAACAUCGGGAACGGAUACGACUACCGACACGGACACUUCACGGCUCCUGUCGCCGGGCUGUACUCGUUCACCUCUACCGUACUACUUGUAACGUCUAAUAAUCAUUUAAUGCAUCUCGCCAUUGUUAAAAACGGAGUAGAUGUUGGAUACUUGUUUUCUUAUUCCGCGUAUGAUAAAGGCACCAGGACGGUUGUGCUACCAUUAGCUGUAGGAGACAUGGUGUGGGUUAGAAACAACGAAAAUAACACGCCCUCCAUCAAUGGUAAUGGGUAUAGCACCUUUUCCGGAUUUCUCAUUACACCCUUCAGCCUGGGCAGCUAGAUGUUACGUUGUUGUGUUGUUUAAUACUGUUCCAACCAAUUACGAAUAUACUGAA